Equus quagga is the source of this 3374-nucleotide messenger RNA. It is a transcript of the gene KLHL22, whose product is annotated as kelch like family member 22. The record is from RefSeq and is a predicted model, not a curated record. Lineage: Eukaryota; Metazoa; Chordata; Mammalia; Perissodactyla; Equidae. Gene Ontology annotation, cellular component: mitotic spindle; polar microtubule; Cul3-RING ubiquitin ligase complex. Gene Ontology annotation, molecular function: protein binding. Bases 893 to 2797 code for a protein of 634 amino acids. Gene Ontology annotation, biological process: protein monoubiquitination; positive regulation of TORC1 signaling; proteasome-mediated ubiquitin-dependent protein catabolic process. The transcript is spliced from 7 exons.
UUUUUCAUUUCUCUUUUAAAGAUACAGUAGGGAAUUGGAGAAGAAACAAAUUUGGGUAGGGGCUAGUGGAAUAACCAGAGGUGGGGAAGGCAGGUGUUCACAGCUGUGUGGCAGGUGGCCCCCUGGCUCCCACCUGCUAGCUGGCUGGCCUGGAGAGUGUGAAGCUUGGCCACACCAUGUGGUUCAGGACUGGCCACCCCCUGACUUAGAACAGCCAGCUGUCCAUGGUGGCUUCUGGCUGGUUGAAAGGGCACGGUUGAAGUGUUUGCAGUAGGUUAGUUUCACUGAUUGGGUUUUUAAGGUUCCUAUUCAAAUCUUUUUUUUUUUUUUUUUUAAUAUACUGACUCAAUUUUUAGAAGGUAACUUUGAAUUUAAAACAUGAUGCAGAUGGUCUCAAAUCUGUACCAGGUCUAGUCAGAGUUACUGUGCUUGACUCUAAGAAUCUCAGUAAAAGAAGGCAGGUUCUGGGCACAGCUCUGGGUCUCCUGACCACCACUCAGGCCUGUUGUCAUUUCUGUGCGUCCAUUCCUGUGUGGGGAAUCCAGUUUUGUUUUUUGUCAGUGGGUGAGAGGAAGAGCCCUUGAGGGCUCUUAUGUUUAUGUUCAUCGUGUACUAAUUUUAGAUUUUCCCAACUAGCUGGGGACAUUUGUUUCCCUUUUUUCAGUUGAGGAACCUGAGACUCAGGUUGGUCCUGCAGCGAGUCCGUGGUGGGAUGGGAGCUCCAACCCAGGCUGAUGUGUCUCCAGAACCCUUCUGUUUCACAGUGACGCUGAAGGAGAUACAAUGGGAUGAAGACUCUUGGCAAUGAAGGGACACAGGUCAUCAGGGAGAAGUCCCCAAGUUUGGACGAGUGCUGACAGCCGCGGUGGUGAGGUCUGGUGUGGUGGUCAGAAUGGCGGAAGAGCAGGAGUUCACUCAGUUGUGCAAGUUGCCUGUGCAGCCCUCACACCCACACUGCGUCAACAACACCUACCGGAGUGCACAGCACUCCCAGGCCUUGCUCCGGGGGCUGCUGGCUCUCCGGGACAGCGGCAUCCUCUUUGACGUCGUCCUGGUGGUGGAGGGGAGACACAUCGAGGCCCAUCGCAUCCUGCUGGCUGCGUCCUGCGAUUACUUCAGAGGAAUGUUUGCUGGGGGAUUGAAGGAGAUGGAGCAGGAAGAAGUCCUGAUCCAUGGUGUGUCCUACAAUGCCAUGUGCCAAAUCCUGCAUUUCAUAUACACCUCCGAGCUGGAGCUCAGCCUGAGCAAUGUCCAGGAGACGCUGGUCGCCGCCUGCCAGCUUCAGAUCCCAGAAAUCAUUCAUUUCUGCUGUGAUUUCCUUAUGUCCUGGGUGGAUGAGGAGAACAUCCUCGACGUUUACCGGCUGGCAGAGCUAUUUGACCUGAGUCGUCUGACUGAGCAGCUCGAUACCUACAUCCUCAAGAACUUUGUGGCCUUCUCACGGACUGACAAGUAUCGCCAGCUUCCCCUGGAGAAGGUCUACUCCCUCCUCAGCAGCAACCGCCUGGAGGUCUCCUGCGAGACCGAGGUGUACGAGGGCGCCCUGCUCUACCAUUACACCCUGGAGCAGGUGCAGGCCGACCAGAUCUCGCUGCACGAGCCCCCCAAGCUCCUGGAGACAGUGCGGUUUCCCCUGAUGGAAGCCGAGGUCCUCCAGCGGCUGCAUGACAAGCUGGACCCCAGCCCGCUGAGAGACACAGUGGCCAGCGCUCUCCUCUACCACCGGAAUGAGAGCCUGCAGCCCAGCCUGCAGGGCCCGCAGACAGAGCUGCGGUCGGACUUCCAGUGUGUUGUGGGCUUCGGGGGCAUUCACUCCACGCCAUCCACUGUCCUCAGCGACCAGGCCAAGUACCUGAACCCCCUGCUGGGAGAGUGGAAGCACUUCACCGCCUCCUUGGCCCCCCGCAUGUCCAAUCAGGGCAUCGCGGUGCUCAACAACUUCGUGUAUCUGAUUGGAGGGGACAAUAACGUCCAGGGCUUCCGUGCCGAGUCCCGAUGCUGGAGGUAUGACCCGAGGCACAACCGCUGGUUCCAGAUCCAGUCCCUGCAGCAGGAGCACGCCGACCUGUGUGUGUGUGUGGUGGGCGGGUACAUCUACGCGGUGGCUGGCCGCGACUACCACAAUGACCUGAAUGCUGUGGAGCGCUACGACCCUGCCACCAACUCUUGGGCCUACGUGGCCCCACUUAAGAGGGAGGUGUAUGCUCAUGCGGGCGCCACGCUGGAGGGGAAGAUGUAUGUUACCUGCGGCCGCAGAGGAGAGGACUACCUGAAGGAGACGCACUGCUACGAGCCGAGCAGCAACACGUGGCACACCCUGGCCGACGGGCCCGUGCGGCGGGCCUGGCACGGCAUGGCCACCCUCCUGGACAAACUGUAUGUGAUCGGAGGCAGCAACAACGACGCUGGCUACAGGAGGGAUGUGCAUCAGGUGGCCUGCUACAGCUGCACAUCCGGGCAGUGGUCAUCUGUCUGCCCACUCCCAGCAGGGCACGGCGAGCCUGGCAUCGCUGUGCUAGACAACAGGAUCUACGUGCUGGGCGGCCGCUCGCACAACCGCGGCAGCCGCACGGGCUACGUGCACAUCUACGACAUGGAGAAGGACUGCUGGGAGGAGGGGCCCCAGCUAGACAACUCCAUCUCGGGCCUAGCGGCCUGCGUGCUCACCCUGCCCCGCUCCCUGCUCCUCGAGCCUCCCCGUGGGACCCCUGACCGCAGCCAGGCCGACCCGGACUUUGCCUCCGAGGUGAUGAGUGUGUCUGACUGGGAGGAGUUUGACAAUUCUAGCGAGGACUAGGGCUCCAGGGGCCCGGUGUCAGGGGAAGGGUGGCGGGAGCUCCGAGGGCAGCAGGGCCCGUAGGCGGCCCAGGCCAGAGCACCUUACCCCAGGGCGUCGGCCGCCCUGCCUCCUGGCACCUUUCCUUCACACCAGCCCGUCUGCCGGUAUUUGCAGGGCUGCAACAGGUAUGUGUGGGGCCCUGCAGAUCUGUGGCUGUGGAUUACCCAGCAAUGGGAAAUGCUUGUGAAGAGCCCUGGUCCUCUGAAGUUUACCAGGCCCACUCCUCUGCUCAGACAUGGUGCGCCAUCACCAGCUGUCUUGGCCCCCCUGGUUCCGGUGCCUGCUGGGUUAAGAAGGCGCCCUUCUCCAGAGAGACCUAGGGACUGGUGCCCAGGCGAGGGGGCUGCAGCACACUGAGCCCCCUUCUGUGGGCAGGGAGGGGGCAGAGUGAGCCCCUCCACCGGCCCAGCAGCCCGGGGCUGGAGAGGGAGCAGAGAUACAUAAAGUUGCCUGAGACUGGUUCUAGCGAUAAACAGAUCCCCUACAGCUGAGCUUUUCUGACCCCAUGUUGUUAAUAAAUGAAAUAAAUCGUCUU